Molecule: messenger RNA, 559 nt
Organism: Rubroshorea leprosula
Lineage: Eukaryota; Viridiplantae; Streptophyta; Magnoliopsida; Malvales; Dipterocarpaceae
Source: the annotation of a GenBank genome assembly
GAGGAACCGAGGCCCUGGGUUCGAGGAACCCAGGCCCUGGGUUCCUCCUUCGAACCCAGCACGCCUGGGUUCGAGGAACCGAGGCCCUGGGUUCCUCUUUCGAACCCAGCACGCCUGGGUUUGAAGGAACCCAGGCUUGGGUUCCUCCUUCGAACCCAGCACGCCUGGGUUCGAUGGAACCCAGGCGUGCGUGCUCUGUACUCUCUUAUCUCUCUCUCCGCCUCUGAUCGAUAUCUGUUGUUAAACAAUGAGAGAGAUCCUUCACAUUCAGGGUGGACAAUGUGGGAACCAGAUCGGUGCUAAGUUCUGGGAAGUGGUCUGUGAUGAGCACGGUAUUGAUCCAACAGGACGAUACAAUGGAAACUCUGAUCUGCAACUGGAGCGUGUGAAUGUCUAUUACAACGAGGCUUCGUGUGGGCGAUUUGUCCCGCGUGUUGUGCUCAUGGAUUUGCAACUGUGAUUUGUACCAGGUGCUGGUGCUGGGUUCCUUCGAACCCAGUAGGGAGGGGAAGGAGAAAAGGAAAGAGAAGGAGAAAAAAAAUAAAUUUUUAUUUAUUAA